Halteromyces radiatus is the source of this 1542-nucleotide messenger RNA. RefSeq lists its product as uncharacterized. Bases 53 to 1477 code for a protein of 474 amino acids. The transcript has 2 exons. NCBI's taxonomy places the organism in Eukaryota, Fungi, Mucoromycota, Mucoromycetes, Mucorales, Cunninghamellaceae. The record is from RefSeq and is a predicted model, not a curated record.
CUUUUCAUUUUUUAAUAUAUCGCCAUAUUGUUAUAUUUGAAUAUAUAUAUUGAUGGAAUUUUCAGUACUAGAAGGAAACAAUGGUACUAGAAGAUCCAAUGUCAAUCGUACAGUUUCCACUACAGUUGCUGGUUUAUCUAUGAACAAACAUGGCCUCUCUAUGAAUACACUUCGCUCUCAACGACCACCAAAAGUAUAUGCUGCUUUACCACCUCCACCACUCAAUCAUAACAGCAAUAAUUCUCCAACGAUACCUAUUCGAAAGCAUUCUCUCGAUUCAAAGACAAUGGACUCUCGGUCUUCUUCUCCUUCCUCCAAUACUUCUUCAGCAGAAAGCUCACUUUCCAUCAAUAGAGAAUCGGUUGUUUACAUGAUGUCAUCCUUCCAAGCCAUAAUACUUGCUGCAUCCACUCUUCAUAAUGCAUUACAGCGUUGUUUACUUUCUACUAUCAUAUCUGGAGAUGACUCACCUUUUACCUUUCUUCAUCCUCUUCUGCAACAACUUCAACUUACUUUCGGACAACUAGAAACAGCAUUACAUCAUUACUCGUCAAAGACACCUCCAGCCCAAACGGAAGAGUUUACCUCCUCUCGACCGUUACCGACCGAUUAUGUUACAGAUACCCUAUUACCUCUGGCGACAGCUUGUUUGAAGAGCUUCAAAGAAACUCAGGCUCAACUCAAUGACCGUAUCCACGAUUAUGCUCCUCUGCUCGACAAAACUCACCUUCGUCAUUUGCUCCUGACUCUUCAUGGUAUCACACUCGAUCUCAAGGAUGCUUGGCAAUCCAUUGUGACUCCUUCUUUGACCCAAAAUGCAAUAACAACUUGUCCAACAUCAGUACGAUCAACCUAUACUGAACCACCAUUACCUUCGCCACUCGCCACUCGCCAUCGUUCUCAUAGUGAUCAUGUUAAACCGACGUUAUCUCUAUCUCCUUUGACAUCUUCUUCUUUCCCUGCCACAAUUUCGCCAACGUCUGGAAACAAUAAUACUCAUGAAAAUACAGCUUCAGCUCUUUACGCUCAUCUUCAAAUGGCAGUGACAGCUUCUUUCAACCUAGUGGAUAUUUUGAAUCAGUCAAUGGAUACUAUGCUUCAACAACAACAACAACAACAACAGCCAAAUGAUGUGAAUGAAAACUUUGGAGAACUGAAGCAGAUGAUUCAACAAGCGGUUAGAUGCUCUCAUCAGAUGAACAAGCAUUUGGAUAUCAUUCAAGAUCAAGGAUUCUCAUCACAACAGACUUAUACUAUUCAAGUUUGGGAAGAUACCAAUUUAUUUUUGAAGACAUUUGUAUCAUUGAUGAGCUUGAUUCGUUCUCUAUCCACAGAAAAGGAUGUGCAUUGGCCUAAAUCUGUCAAACAAGGUUGUCUCCAUGUUACUCGUGUCACUGCCGAAAUCGCAAGGUUAUGGAAUAGUGAUCCGACGUUUGUUCAAGAUGGUUAUUAUCUUGGGAAAACUGGCGAUGAUUAGUUGUUUUUCCACUCAUGAUCCCCUUCUUACUCUUCAUCUUUUUUUGUUGGUCUACUCUAUACCCC